AUGGUGAUCGAUGAGGAAGCCAAAGAUCACCGUUGGGUAAUCGUGGUUUCGAUUCUGGUCCGUAAGAUCAUCAGACUUCUCCGUACACCUAUGGAAUACACAGGUUUCAUCGUUGACUUUUUCCUCAAUCUCUUCUCUGCAAAUGGUGGCUUCUUCGGUUUGCUUUUCGGGUUAAUUCGAGCGAAAGUUGUGAUACCAGAAAGAGGCACUGUGACGUUUGUUAGUACAAUUGGGCAACUUGAUGGGAGAAUUGAUCUUUAUAAAGGUUGGAAUUUCGUCGAACACUUGGAGAGCAUUGAUUCGGUCAAUUCGGGUUCUUCAGGAAGCGUUAGGAUCGAACCGGGAAGUCGUGGGCUUAUGGAUUUGUGUGUGAUGGCUUCGAAGCUUGCGUAUGAGAACGCUAAGGUUGUUGAAAAUGUAGUUAAUCUCCAUUGGAAGAUGAAUCUGGUGGAGUUCUUGGAUUGUUGGAAUGAUUAUCAGAAGCAGAUGUCUACACAAGUUUUUAUACUUACUGAUAAGCAGAAAGAUGCAAACUUGAUACUAAUAAGCUUCAGAGGCACUGAACCGUUUGAUGCAGACGAUUGGGGAACCGAUGUCGACUAUUCUUGGUACGAAAUCCCCAAUGUGGGGAAGCUUCACAUGGGUUUCAUCGAAGCAAUGGGUUUAGGCAAUAGAGACGACACUCCCACUUUCCGUUACCAUCUCUUCGAACGAACCUCAUCCGAGGAAGAGAAUCAUGAAAAUAAUCUCUUAGAUAUGGUAGAGAGAAGCGCCUACUACGCUGUCCGAAAAACUCUGAAACGUUUGCUUUCGGAACAUGAAAAUGCCCAAUUUGUAGUUACGGGUCACAGCUUAGGUGGUGCUUUAGCGAUAUUGUUUCCCACAUUGUUGGUGUUGAAAGAGGAGACAGAGAUGAUGAAGAGGCUGCUUGGAGUUUACACGUUUGGACAACCGAGAAUCGGAAACAGAGAGAUCGGGAAUUUCAUGAAAGCUCAACUGAAUCACCCCGUGGACCGAUACUUUCGAGUUGUAUACUGCGACGAUCUUGUCCCGAGAUUGCCUUACGAUGACAAGACUUUCCUCUACAAACAUUUUGGACUCUGUCUUUACUACGACAGCUUCUACAACGAGGCAAAAGCAGAGGAUGAGCCGGAUCCAAACCCUUACGGUCUGCGUUACGCGAUUCUUGGUCAUGUAAACGCUGCCUGGGAGUUGGUUAGAGGCUUGACAAUGGGGUACAUUUAUGGACCGGAUUAUAAAGAAGGAUGGUUUAGGAUCUUGUUUAGGCUCAUGGGGCUGUUACUUCCAGGUCUGUCGGAUCAUUGCACGAAUGAUUACGUUAACUCGGUUAGGCUUGGACCUGAUUAUGACCUUCAGAUGUCCCCUCUUUGA
This is a messenger RNA of Arabis nemorensis, 1392 nucleotides long. Lineage: Eukaryota; Viridiplantae; Streptophyta; Magnoliopsida; Brassicales; Brassicaceae. The record is from the annotation of a GenBank genome assembly.